AUGAGACUACUGAACUGAUGAGUUUUAUUCUGCAUGAACGGUUUGUUAUGAAACAUGUUGCUAUUGAACUGAAUCUGAUUCUGUUUUAACGGUUUGUCAUUGAAUGUUUUGCUAUUGUACUGAAUUUGAUUCCGUAUUAAUGGUUUAUUUGGCAUGCUUAAAAGUUUUACCCGAGGGCUAUCCAUAUUUACUUACUGAGUUAUCUCAUAGUUUUCCUUGUCCACCAUUUCAGGAAACGAAACUGAGGACGGGGAAACCGAGGGGAGUGACGAGUUAGAAGGCUAGCCAUUCAAUUGGGGUAUAAGUUUUAGAUUUUAUCAUCCUUUUGUAAGGUUGAUUUUAUUCAUGAGAUUUUGUGAUUUGGAUAAGUUCCGAGCCUUGUGCAUUCGUGGGGCCGUUCACGAGUGCACGGCGUCUGUCGCGCCUCGAAUACGGGUUUUGGGGCGUGACAAUUUCUAAAGUCAAAAUCCCAAAGCCGACUUUACAUUUUUGCAGCGGCUCUCAAGAAAAACAAAAUGUGCAGGAAACCCACAAAUCUGACUACAUAUUUUUUAAGCUGGCUGUGCAGUCGACUCUAGAAAUCUAAGCCAAUUGUGUUAACACUUCUGUAAUUCGAAAUUACACGUCCUACAAAGCAUUGAAGGAUCCCCAACAACUAGAAACGGCUAUUUUCGAACAAGGGGCUAUAAAUAUGGUUAGUAGUAGAUCUGGAACAAGUUUGAAGAGCUUUAUAUUGAAUAUCUCUACCUACCAACUUGUGCUUUAACUUGAGUAUUUGAUCUUUGAGUGAUCUUUGCUUGUAAUCAUCUUCUUGUUCUACUUGUGUGUUAUCUUGGGUGUGUGAUUAUUCUUUCAAGAGUGAUUUGUAGAGAGGAUUCUUGGGGUUUAUCUUAUAAAUGGGUGAGAUUUGAGAGAAACACCCUUCUUCUUGUAAAAAGAUUGAGUGACUCCUUUAAGCCACCAUUGUUUUUCUUAGUGGAGAGUGUGGAGGAAAUCAUUGGUGAGUGAAAGCCAAGGUAAAGGAUUAGGAUCCAAGUGGUUGGAUCGAACCUCUAUAAAUUCAUUAUGCAAUC
This is a messenger RNA of Rubroshorea leprosula, 1073 nucleotides long. NCBI's taxonomy places the organism in Eukaryota, Viridiplantae, Streptophyta, Magnoliopsida, Malvales, Dipterocarpaceae. The record is from the annotation of a GenBank genome assembly.